AUGAACUACGCGCAGAAGGACGAGGCGAAGGACCGUAAGACCAUGCUUUCAACUCUUUCGACUACACGUUUGGACUUCUAGCUCGCCAAAGGCGGUUGUUCGUUAUAGCUUUCAAAGUUUUUUGUUCACCGCCUAGUCGAUACAUCUAUGACUAAACCAACAAAAUAAAUGAUUUGAUUUGAUUUGAUGGCUUUUUAUUAUGAGAUUUCAUUUGGCUGGAAGCUAUGAAACUUGAUUGACUUUGAACAUAUCGGCUCUCUACGGAAGGACGUUAUAAGCGAUACAGUUAUAAUUUUUUUGCAAGUUUAGGAACUUGAAUUUACUGAAAUAUCAACACAGAACUCAAAAAAAGUAUUUACCAUUCAAAGUGUAAUUUUUGACUCGCAAAUUUGGAAAAACUUCUUUUUAAAGGAAAUGAACAAAAUUUUCAAUGUUUUUUUGAUAGACUGAGAAUUCUCGGAAAAAAAUGCAUUCUAAAAGUUAGAAUACUUUUUAUAUAAAUAGCAUAAGGAUUAAAAACAUUCAAUUUAAACGAGAAAAAUGAACAAAAAAAGGAAAGCAACUGAGAAAUAAAUUGCAGAAGAGAUAGGGGAAAGACCUACUCUGAAUCCAAGUCGGAACAAGAAUCAUUCAAGUAAUAUUAGUAAAAUUUUUUUCUCACUGUAAAUCGAAUAUGGGAAACGCCUAAAUUUUCAUGGUUUUAUCCGGUCAAACGCUAAAGGAAAUAAUAAUAUUCUUCAAAAAAAUAAUAGGUUUUACAAAAAGAAGUCGUCGCUCCUUGACAAGUUUCAGAACUAAUUAUUUUAAAAGAUUGAUAUCGAAAUCAAAAAAACAAAAAAACUUUUUUUAUCGGGAAUAUUCAUUUUAGAAGCAAAAAAAUGAGAAAAAAAUUUUUCUCGGAGGCAACAAGGAAACGUUUCAAUUAUAUGUAUAGAAUAAAAAAACUUUUUAAAGAAUCAUAGUUUUCAUCAUCAAAAAAACUCAAAAAAAGAUUAGAUUAUAGCUGAGAAAAUGAUGAAUCGAAUAUUCAAGUUCAUAGAAAACUUUAUGAAGGUUGAAAGAAACAAGAAGAAAAUGGAAAAAUGCACGAGCAAAAAUAAUAGAAUGAGCCUCAAGUCAGAGGAAAGACCUAUUUGAGAGCAAGUCGGACUGAGAAUGGUUUCUUCUCAAUACCAAAAAGAGGCGGACGAAGGCCAGACGCCUUUGGGAAGAACUUGACAACGCCUACAUCGCGUCCUGCUUCGGGAGGCAAAAGAACCGUCUCAGCGCCUCAUCAACAGGUUUUAAUGGGCCUCGAAUGGGGUUUCUACUCAUUCGCACUCAUUUUACUCAAUUGGUCGGGGAAAAAGAGCAAAGAAAUUUUGCUGACGGGAAAUAGCACCUUUUGAAAAAUACCCUCAGAAAAGAUCAUAGUGGGACUUGCGAUUAAGACGUUUUUCCCAAAUGCCGUCGUUUUUAACUUUGAAUUGAAAUGUUUGAAUUAAUAGUGAGUAGAGAAGUUUGAGAAAAAAAGAUAUAAGUAAAAAGAAAAAAAUUAGUUAAGAAAGGACUCAUUGAAACAGUAAGAAGAAGUAAUUUUGAAUUAAAAGUUUUUUUGUCGGAAAAAUUUUUUUAUUCGAGGUUCUGCUUCAAUCUCGUUCUGACUAGCUUCUAGAGAUAUUUUAGUUCUCUUGGGUCGCAAUUUUUCAAACUGUCGGUACUUUAUGUAGUAAUCUUCACUUUUUGCAGAGCGAGUUUUCGAAAUUUUCAAUUUUCUUUUUUGGGGUCCGCGCGUUUUUGUCAAUAUUUUGGAUUUUGAAGCUGGGUUCAGUUUAAUCUCAUACUUUCAGGAGUAGAUUCCAAAGUUUCUGAGGGACCUUUUUUGGUUCUGCUCUUGAUUUUUUUUCUAUUUAUAUUGCUUUUUUUCUUUUUAAAAACAGGUUUCAACAAUGCCAUCCUAUUCUUCAUUUUUUUCAUUCUGUCGGGCUCGUUUCAAGUUUCUCUCUUCAAGGGUUUUGCUUCAGAAAUUAUAACGAACUUAUCAGGAAUUUCAUACUUAUCAUUUUUCAAUUUGACGGCGAUUUACAAGUUUAAUUUUUUUUUAGCUUUAGCGGCGCACGCUUCCGAAGCUAUCGAACAGAAUUUGAAAGCUUUGGAGAUAUGUGAAAAAAAAAAUCAUCAAAAUUAUCCGUGAAAAGGUUCAAGCUUGAGAGCCAAAAUGAAAAUUCCCAAAUGAUUGAGAAAUUAUUAAAAUGGAAAGUCAGCCUUUUUAAAAAACUAAACAGACGAUAAGGUUUGAUAUCCGUUUUAGCGAAUUAUCGAUCCACGAUUAAAAAAAUCCCCAAUCCUGAUCAAUAACAUCCUCUCAGUGAGUGGCAGAAGUCGAACAUUGUAGACUAUCCUGUCAUCUGGCGUCUUGACCCGGAAAGUUUCUUGCGCAACGACGGCAAUGCUCCUGGUCGGAUGAGUACGCCAGGCCUCAAAAGCCGCUGGACCAAAAAACCGACAGAGGAAGAAAGCCACGAACUCUGGUUGUGGUUUUUCGAAACGUACGUCUUUUGA
Molecule: messenger RNA, 2541 nt
Organism: Caenorhabditis auriculariae
Lineage: Eukaryota; Metazoa; Nematoda; Chromadorea; Rhabditida; Rhabditidae
Source: the annotation of a GenBank genome assembly